AUGGCUCAGAGAGACCCUCGGUUCAACCAGCAAGUCCUCGUGGACACCACGCCCAUGCCGGACCACAUUCCCAAGGUGGACGAGCUAGGCACUACCUCUGCUCCCUUGUUCAGCGCGGCUUACUUCAUCGGCGAGCGCUGCAAGGCGUACAACGAUGAUUUCAUGAAGUGCAAGGACGAGUCCAACGGCCGCGGAGCGAUCGACUGCUUGAAGGAGGGUCGCAAGGUUACCCGUUGCGCCGCCAGUGUCAUUAAGGAUAUCAACACCCACUGCCUGCAGGAGUUCAAGGCCCACUGGGAGUGCCUUGAGAACAACAACCACUACCUCUUCGAGUGCCGCAAGCCCGAGAUGGCCCUGAACAAGUGUGUCUUCGACAAGCUGGGUAUCGAGAAGAAGAUCCCUGAUACCCCCGAAGGCCAGGUCCCGGUCCACCUGCGUCCCAAACAGAAGUACGCUAUCUACCCGGGUCGGCAGUACUAA
Penicillium argentinense is the source of this 480-nucleotide messenger RNA. Its product is annotated as coiled-coil-helix-coiled-coil-helix domain-containing protein. Gene Ontology annotation, biological process: mitochondrial electron transport, NADH to ubiquinone. Lineage: Eukaryota; Fungi; Ascomycota; Eurotiomycetes; Eurotiales; Aspergillaceae. The transcript has 4 exons. The record is from RefSeq and is a predicted model, not a curated record. The coding region runs from base 1 to 480 and encodes 159 amino acids.